AUGCUCCUAUUCUUUUCUCCCCAGACCAACGCCAGCCAGAAUUCCGGCGGCGCUGGGGACGACAGCAGUAGCAGCAGUGGCGGUGGCGGCGGUGGGAAGAGCGAGGACGACGCAACAUCGCUGGCGGCGGACGCAGGCGGGAUGGACUGGCGGACGUUCCGCGCGAAGCUGGUGGCGGGCCACGAGGCCACGCGGAGCGUCUCCGCGCCCUCCCCCGCACAGGAGGCGGUGGGGCUCGAGAUCUGGCAGGUGGGGCUGAAACCCCAAGCAAAAAUCCGAGGACCGCACGAGCCUCGAGAAGUGGGCACAGCUGGCCUCGCAGAACCCGCGUCUAGCAAAGGAGGUGCCCCUUUCCCUCCUGUCCCCUCUCCUGUCCCCUCCCUACACCUUCUUAUCCCCCUCCUCCCCCUUCACCACCAACGUCAUCAGGACCGCAUGAGUCUGGAGAACUGGGCGCUGCUGGCCUCACAGAACCCGCGCCUGGCCAAGGAGGUCCCCUGGGUGCACUCCACAGGGGGCGCGGAGGCAGGGGGCGUGCUGCUCGCCGCGCCCUUCCCCCAGCUCCCCGGACAGGGGGGAGGGGAGGGGGGAGAUGGAGGGCGGGGAGGGGGAGCGGGCGGGUUGGACAGGCGGUUGUGGCAGGCGGCUGUGUUCCUGGUGGAGCACGGGGGGGCGGGCAGGGAGUCGUGGGGGCUGUUGCUGAACCGACCAUCGGGCUACACGAUUCAAAUGGUGGGCAGGGAGUCAUGGGGGCUGCUGCUGAACCGACCAUCGGGUUACACGAUUCAAAUGGCGCUGGCGAAGGUGAAUCGCGUGGAGGAUGCAUCGCUGGCGGUGUUUGCGCGCAACGCCAUCUACAUUGGCGGGUUCAAGUCUGACGGCAGCACUCUCUACUUCCUGCACGGCCACGACCUGCCCGGGGCCAAGGAGCUCAUGCCUGGCGUCUACAUGGGAGGGCUAGAGGCAGCAGCGGAGCAGGUGCUUCUGGGCAACAUGCCACCGACUGAUUUCAGAUUCUUCGUCGGACAACUGGAGUGGCCUGCAGGCAAGCUCCAGGAGGAGGUGGAUGCAGGUCUCUGGUACACUGCAGCAUGCGCCAGAAGCCUUGUGCUCAAACAGUGCUUGCAGCUCCCCAAACCCCUCUGGUAA
This is a messenger RNA of Closterium sp. Yama58-4, 1149 nucleotides long. NCBI's taxonomy places the organism in Eukaryota, Viridiplantae, Streptophyta, Zygnematophyceae, Desmidiales, Closteriaceae. The record is from the annotation of a GenBank genome assembly.